Messenger RNA from Laccaria bicolor S238N-H82, 966 nucleotides. RefSeq lists its product as uncharacterized. The record is from RefSeq and is a predicted model, not a curated record. The transcript is spliced from 18 exons. NCBI's taxonomy places the organism in Eukaryota, Fungi, Basidiomycota, Agaricomycetes, Agaricales, Hydnangiaceae. The coding region runs from base 1 to 966 and encodes 321 amino acids.
AUGGCAGACUCCGCUCCGUUAUCACAAAUCGUGCUCAACGAUACCUUAUAUCGGGGUUGUCGUUUCUGGAUGCCUUUUUGGGGGUCUGAAUCUCUUUUUCCCUUCGCUGUUUCUCAAAGUUCUGACGGGAUUGUCUCAGUUUCUUGUGUUCAAGCCUGGUACUACUUUACCCACCAAAGCGAUCGGUGGCACUUGAAAGCCCUGGUUGGGGCUGUGAUGCUGACGGACACCAUACACCAAGGUCUCAUCACUCACACUGUUUACACGUAUACCAUCACGAACUGGGGUAAUGUGUCUUUUCUUGGCGAGCUCGUUCAAACACUGUUGGUCGAGGUCUUGUUUAAUGGACUCACCACGGUCAUGGUGCAAUGGCGAGCCCCUACGCCCCCUGUUCUAAACUUCCUUGCAACGCGUAUCUGGCGAUUGAGCGAUCGAAAAGUGUGGCUCAUCGUCAUCGUUCUUAUACGAUCAUAUCUAACUAGCAAACACAGGCUACGAUAUAAAACCGUCGCUGAACUCGCUCACCUGGAGGGACUAUCGCUCGCAACCAACGCUCUAGCAGCGGCGGGCGACGUCGUCAUCGCCGCCUCAUUGUGCACAAUCUUACACCGCUCUCGCACCGGCUUCCACAGAUCGGAUACGAUCAUUACUAAACUCAUAGUCUUCUCCGUCAAUACCGGACUUCUCACCAGCCUUUGCGCCUUAGCUUCCCUCGUUUCGAUCCUCGCGUGGCCGACGACGUAUAUUUACAUCGCUUUUUUCUUCUGCAUAGGACGCCUCUAUACAAACUCUCUACUCGCAACACUCAAUGCGCGGAAGAAGAUUCGUGAGCUCUCCGAUGGCAUUGAAAGCACCAGUGGAAAUAAUCUGUCAUUGAACUCGAUGGGAAAGAGCAAGACCGGAAAGAUUUCAUCCAGUCGAGGUUCUGGAUAUAUUGGAGCGGAGCCUGGAUAUGAUUCAGCUUGA